Messenger RNA from Colletotrichum truncatum, 513 nucleotides. RefSeq names its product carbonic anhydrase. Lineage: Eukaryota; Fungi; Ascomycota; Sordariomycetes; Glomerellales; Glomerellaceae. Gene Ontology annotation, molecular function: zinc ion binding; carbonate dehydratase activity. The record is from RefSeq and is a predicted model, not a curated record.
AUGUCUGCCAUCCAGAAGAACGUCGAGGCGGCAUCAGAGAGAUAUUCCUCCACUUUCACAAAGGGCCACUUGGCUCUGCCUCCAGCGAAGAAGUAUCUUGUGCUGACUUGCAUGGAUGCCAGAAUUGACCCAGCGCAAGCCUUCGGCAUUGAAUUAGGCGAUGCACAUGUCAUUCGCAAUGCCGGCGCUUCUGCCAUAGAUGCUCUCCGCAGCAUCGUCAUUUCGCAACAGCUUCUGGGCACGCAUGAGAUUGUCCUUGUCAAGCACACCGGUUGUGGCAUGCUCACUUUCAAGAACGAGGACGCAUAUGCGCUGGUUGACAAAAACCUUGGUGCUGAAGCGUCGUCGGAGCUUAAGUCUCGCAAACUAGACUUCCUACCAUUCCCUGAGCUGGAGGAAGCCGUCAGGAAAGACAUCGGCUUCAUCAGGGAAACGAAGUUGAUCCCGGAAAAUGUGACGCUCAGCGGCUGGAUAUACGAAGUUGAGACGGGCAAGACGAAGCGUGUUGUUUGA